AUGGUUGACCCCAUCCUUAGCAAGGAGCAUUUAGUAACAGUGGUUAGUGAGGAUCACGAGACAUCAUGUUGGGGGUGUGGGUUGCGUCUUCUUCACCCUGCUAAUGCAUCUGUUUUCAAGUGUGGCUGGUGUGGGGCAAUAACGGAUAAUUACGAGCUGAAAUGUGAUCACAAGAAUUAUUGGUGGAGACACAUGCGUGACCGAUGCUUUAUAUGUGUCCUCAUUGGCUUCAUUCUCUUUGUAAUAUGUGGUGGUUUGUGGGCAGUGUACCCUGUCGUUUUCUCUAUCAGUUAUUUUUGUGGGAUUUUCCACCUAACCAUAACAGGUAUCUUGUCAAUAACUACUUUAUCACUGUUCACUCUUGUGGCCUUUAGAAGUGCUGGAACACAACCUAUGAUAGAGUGGGGUAGCUACCCAGCUGUGGGAAAAAAUCAACUUGAGAACUACACCUUUUGUCGCUACUGUUUAAAGCCAAAGUCACCGAGAACUCAUCAUUGCCGUACAUGUGGAAUCUGUGUACUGGACAUGGAUCAUCACUGUCCUUUUAUUGGAAAUUGUGUUGGGGCAGCAAAUCACAGACACUUCAUUGCAUUCCUUAUUUCAGUUCUCGUCAGCACAAUCUAUGUUACAAUCAUGUCUGCAUAUAUCGGUUUGCGUAUAUGGCCGCCUCUAACACACAGAUACCUAGACCAUUUAAGUGCGAGCAGCAGAUCUUUGCCGUGGAGAGCAUUGCAGGAUGUUUUUAUUGCAUUAAUAAGCUCUGCGAUGCUACUAUCCACAAGAGGGCUUGUUCUUGUGUAUCUUUUUGUUUCGAGUAUUUCUUUAGAGAUUGGAAUAAGCGUUCUACUGUGGCAGCAGCUCUGCUAUAUAUACGAGGGACAAACUUACUUAAGCAGCUUAAGUUUGAGGGGAGGUGACGAAGCUGGAGAAAAAGAUUGCAAAAAUAUUUUCCUUUUUUUCGGCUGCCCAUAUCCGGUUUCAAGAUUAUUGCCGAAUUUCUGGAAUUCACCCAAGAGACACAAGAAGUGA
Molecule: messenger RNA, 1029 nt
Organism: Dovyalis caffra
Lineage: Eukaryota; Viridiplantae; Streptophyta; Magnoliopsida; Malpighiales; Salicaceae
Source: the annotation of a GenBank genome assembly